AGCGAUGGCUCCGCUGUGCGCCGCUCCGCUGUGCGCCGCUCUGCUGUGCGCCGCCGCAGGGCUGGGGGGGCUGCGCUGCGAGGCGCCCCCCCGUGUGUGGAGCCGCAGUUGGGACACAGCGCUGCGCUGCGGGGCCGGGGGGGGCUGCGCACAACCGGGGCGGCCCCACAGCACACAGGAGGAGAUCUGCUCCGGCUGCCAGGAUGUGCUGUCGCUGCUCAUCCGCGUGGCCAACACGACGGCCGUCCAGGCGGCCGUGGAGGGCUUCGUGCAGAGGGAGUGCGCGGCGCUGCCGCUGCCCGGCAUGGAGGCGGUGUGUCGCACUGUGGCCCGGACGGACCGCCACGGCGCGGCGGCGCUGCUCGGCGGAGCGGUGAAGCCGUCCGCCAUCUGUGCCCUCCUGGAGCUGUGCCCGGGGCAGCCCGGGGGGGUCCCGGCUGUGUCCCCCCACAUCGGUGCCCUCCUGAAGGACGCGGCGCUGCCGGUGCCGCUGCCGCUGUGCUGGCUGUGCCGGACCUUCCUGGCCCGCGCCGAGGCCGCCAUCCCCAAGGAGGCGGUGGCGGCGGCGGUGGCACAGCUGUGCCGGGCGCUGCCGCUGGCGGUGGAGGGCGCGUGCCAAUGCCUGGCGGAGCGCUACGCCGCGCUGGCGUUGGAGGCGGCGCUGGGCCGGAUGGCACCGCGGCUGCUGUGUCGGCUGCUGCUGUCCUGCGGGCCCAACGGAGACGGCACCGCCACAGCCGGGGGGGCACCGCCGGACCCCGCUGCGUGGCAGGCGCUCGCUGAACCGUCCCCAAACCUCGAGCUGACCCCAAAGCCAGGGCUGAUCCCAAAGCCAGGGCUGAUCCCAAAGCCAGGGCUGACCCCAAAGCUCGGCCCCUGCGCCCUGGGCCCGGCAUACUGGUGCUCCAGUGCUGAGACAGCACGGCGCUGUGAGGCUGAGCUGUACUGCCGCGAGCACAGCGGGCUGUAGGGGAUGGGAUGGAUGGGAGCAGCGGCCGCAGCCCCCAAUAAAGCUUGGAUGUCAGCAGCA
Molecule: messenger RNA, 1030 nt
Organism: Gallus gallus (chicken)
Lineage: Eukaryota; Metazoa; Chordata; Aves; Galliformes; Phasianidae
Product: pulmonary surfactant-associated protein B-like
Exons: 9
Coding region: 5-970 (321 amino acids)
Source: RefSeq, a predicted model, not a curated record